AGGGGUGCGGCUGCAGCAGUAGCAGUAGCAGCAGCAGAAGGAGCCUCCUGAGGCGGGACUUCCGGGGUGCCUCCAGCCUCUCCUUUCCCUGUCCACCCCCUGCUCGGACGUGACGACAGAGUGUCAACAUGCAAGAUGGCGGCUCAUCACCGACAGAACACGGCGGGGCGGCGGAAAGUGCAGGUCUCCUAUGUAAUUAGAGAUGAGGUGGAGAAAUACAAUCGAAAUGGGGUAAAUGCACUGCAGCUGGACCCAGCGCUAAACAGACUUUUUACAGCAGGCCGAGACUCCAUCAUCAGGAUAUGGAGCGUCAACCAGCACAAGCAAGACCCUUAUAUAGCAUCUAUGGAACAUCAUACGGACUGGGUGAAUGAUAUUGUACUCUGCUGCAAUGGCAAAACAUUGAUAUCUGCUUCAUCCGAUACUACUGUUAAAGUAUGGAAUGCACAUAAGGGAUUUUGCAUGUCAACACUAAGGACCCACAAGGAUUAUGUGAAAGCCUUGGCGUAUGCAAAAGAUAAAGAAUUGGUGGCAUCUGCUGGGCUGGACAGACAGAUAUUCCUCUGGGAUGUAAAUACGCUAACAGCACUGACUGCCUCAAAUAACACUGUCACGACUUCUUCCCUCAGUGGGAACAAAGAUUCUAUCUACAGUCUUGCCAUGAAUCAGAUGGGAACAGUAAUUGUAUCAGGGUCCACUGAAAAGGUAUUAAGGGUUUGGGAUCCAAGAACCUGUGCAAAGCUUAUGAAACUCAAGGGGCACACAGACAAUGUUAAAGCUUUGCUAUUGAACAGAGAUGGCACACAGUGUCUUUCUGGCAGCUCUGAUGGGACUAUCAGACUCUGGUCCCUUGGUCAGCAGAGAUGUAUAGCUACAUACAGAGUCCAUGAUGAGGGUGUAUGGGCACUUCAAGUCAAUGAAGCCUUCACUCACGUAUAUUCAGGUGGAAGAGACAGAAAGAUAUACUGUACAGAUCUACGAAAUCCUGAUAUUCGAGUGCUCAUUUGUGAAGAAAAGGCACCUGUCCUUAAGAUGGAGUUAGAUCGAUCAGCUGACCCUCCUCCAGCACUCUGGGUUGCAACAACAAAAUCAUCUGUGAAUAAGUGGACUCUGAAAGGAAUUCACAACUUUAGAGCUUCAGGGGACUAUGACAACGACUGUACCAACCCAAUCACACCCCUUUGUACACAGCCUGACCAAGUUAUUAAAGGGGGUGCUAGUAUUAUUCAGUGCCACAUUCUCAAUGACAAAAGACACAUAUUAACCAAAGACACAAACAACAAUGUGGCGUACUGGGACGUGUUGAAGGCAUGUAAAGUAGAAGACCUUGGGAAAGUGGACUUUGAAGAAGAAAUUAAGAAAAGGUUUAAAAUGGUUUACGUGCCAAAUUGGUUUUCAGUAGACUUAAAAACUGGGAUGUUGACAAUUACUUUAGAUGAGAGUGACUGCUUUGCAGCUUGGGUCUCAGCAAAAGAUGCUGGGUUUAGCAGUCCAGAUGGCUCUGAUCCAAAAUUGAACCUGGGAGGGCUCUUACUGCAAGCUCUCUUAGAGUAUUGGCCUAGAACCCACAUCAAUCCUAUGGAUGAAGAUGAAAAUGAGAUGAACCAUGUGAACGGCGAGCAGGAGAACAGAGUACAGAAAGGAAACGGAUACUUCCAAGUGCCACCACACACGCCAGUUAUUUUUGGCGAAGCUGGAGGACGCACUUUGUUUAGGUUGCUAUGUCGGGAUUCCGGGGGUGAGACUGAAUCCAUGCUCCUUAACGAAACAGUGCCACAAUGGGUAAUUGACAUCACUGUGGAUAAGAAUAUGCCAAAAUUUAAUAAGAUUCCUUUCUACCUCCAACCUCAUUCCUCUUCUGGAGCAAAAACGUUAAAGAAGGAUCGACUGUCAGCCAGUGACAUGUUGCAAGUUAGGAAGGUGAUGGAGCAUGUUUAUGAAAAAAUAAUAAAUCUGGACAAUGAAUCUCAGACAACUAGCUCUUCCAAUAAUGAAAAGGCCGGGGAACAAGAAAAAGAGGAGGAUAUUGCUGUUUUAGCAGAAGAGAAAAUUGAACUUCUGUGCCAGGACCAGGUAUUGGAUCCAAAUAUGGACCUUCGAACCGUCAAACACUUCAUAUGGAAGAGUGGUGGCGACUUGACUCUCCACUACCGCCAGAAGUCGACGUGAGCCAAGUGGCGGGCCCAACCAGUUUAUUAACUUACUUGAGCUUCCUGUCCUGGUUCCAGCUGUAGCGCUCUAGAAGCCAACGGAAACCCUAAGGUAGAUCUGACACUUCUAAUGCCUCAGUGUGGACAGAAUCUACAUGAAUUGAAGUGACUAAUAAAUCUGUAAUAUAGACAAAUCUCUAUGACCUAAAACUAAAGCCUGUCCUUACCAAGGUACAAGUGGGAGUGGCAUGGGAAGCCCUUGAGUGGUUCCUGUUUUGUGAGGUGUACAGCAACCAGGUGAUCCAGUGCAGCUGUCUGUGGGGGUUCUUAUUUCGGUUUUCAUUUCCAAGGUUUAUCAUACCGUCAUCCGCUCAAGCUUGUUGUGAAAAAGGUUUCUCAGCCGUUGCUAAACUCGUUCACCGUGUAAAAAACUGCAUGUGCUGUACUUUGUUAAUACAUUCCAUGUAUACAGUGCAUACUUUUUCAUGAAGGGUCAGUUUUGGACACUUCUCGAGACAGAUUUCCUAGAGAAAAAAACUCUAUUGUACAGUUGAGUAGAACAGUCUCUGUAACGUAAGCCAAAAGGGUUAACUCCCUUGAGGCUUGUUGAUUGUCUUUCAGCUGUGAUCGGAGCAAAAAUCAGUAGGUUGUGCGAUUAUAGGGUCAGUACAAUGGUGCAGUGCAUCAUAAUGGAAUAUUUCAAGCCCUUUAACUAGAGUUUUAAAUAUGUAACUUCUGGAGUUCCGUUUUCCCCCCUAAGGUGGCUCAUUGAUCACAAUUCCAAGUAAUUGUGCUCUACAUUUUAACAUCGUGGCAUAUUCUAGAAACUUGUAGUAAUCGUCGUGAUGGGGAAAAAAGGAGUUGCAGAUUUUCCUCCUAUGGUUUUUAUAUGCAUUUUUUGGAUGUUUUUGUUGAUGUUGCAAGCUGUAUACAGCUUAGCUUUUCUUUUCAACCAUUUCUAAAAAAAAUAAAUACAUUUUACAGCUUUUUCAUAUUCUCAUACUCUUGUAGAAUCUAACUUAUUGUAAGCGGGAGCAGGGGAACACUUCGAUCUUCUGGGCAAGAAAAGCUGAGUUUGAAUUCAAAGUUCAACUGGAAAACAAACAUCCCAAUAACAAAAUAUUGUAAAGUGGUUUUUAUUUGAAACAGAAGCACAAGUGCCUUUUUAAAAGAGGCAGUAUAGUAAAGUUUAGGUCCCUGCCUGCUAGCAGAUGAGCACUCCUCUUUUCCUUAAUGGUGGCAGCUAGAUGUAAGCUAUAGCCUGCAAAACAUCUUGGUUUUGCUUCACUGUUGAAAGACAACUGGAAGCCCUAAUGCCAGCAUUGUUUUUGCAGCAUGGGAGCUGCUUAAAAUUGAGCAACACGCAGGCCGGUGGCAUGCUGUGAAUAUUUCCCAUGCUAUUUGGUAGUUAUCCACAAAUGAAUUUUGCACCAACCAAGAGGAAAAUAUCCAGAGCCUGAUACUUACGAGUCAUUUGACUGCCUUUUAUGGGUGUUUCGAGGAUUAUGUGUGUCCUUUCCCCCACCCUCCCACGCCAACUGUGGUAGAAAGACAAAGUGCAACGUUACAGCACCUUUUGGACAUUUUUCUCUUCGUUUUUUUCUUGGGGUGGUAAGUACCCCAUGGAGCACUUGCUUUUAUACACAUCAGAUUGUCAAAGCAAC
Messenger RNA from Zootoca vivipara (common lizard), 3814 nucleotides. It is a transcript of the gene WDR48, whose product is annotated as WD repeat domain 48. The record is from RefSeq and is a predicted model, not a curated record. Lineage: Eukaryota; Metazoa; Chordata; Lepidosauria; Squamata; Lacertidae. Gene Ontology annotation, molecular function: ubiquitin binding. Gene Ontology annotation, biological process: double-strand break repair via homologous recombination.